AGAUUCUACCGGAAUGUAAGGCGUUUAGGCUUGAAAUCCAUAAAUAUAAUACUUGUUCAUAAAGUAUAUGCAGCAAUAUUCAACUCUCUUGGGUCACAAAAAAUUUAGUUGAAAAAAUCAAGGAAUUCUUCAGGAGGCGAAACAACAAAGAAACAGAACAAUGUGGUACCAUGUGGCAAAACCAUCUGAGUUUUUGGUGAUCACUGGCAGAGGAAUUGAUGAAUUGAAGAUUGCAAAGAAAGCCCUGGUAUUGCCAUUUCAGAAAUGCACUAGAAUCGAUGUUUCCCCUGUAAAUUACACAUUUGAAGUCAAUGCCAUGAGCACCGAAAAACUAUGUUUCCUACUCCCUGCCGUUUUCACUAUUGGUCCUCGGGCUGAUGACCACAACAGCCUUGUCAAAUACGCGAGGCUUCUUUCUCGCCAUCAGCGCAAUUCUCAUGAUGUCAAGGAGCUUGUUCAAGGCAUCAUUGAGGGAGAAACGCGUGUCUUGGCUGCUUCAAUGUCGAUGGAAGAUGUCUUUAAAGGCACAAAAGAUUUCAAGCGCGAAGUUUUUGGGAAGGUUCAGGUGGAGCUCAACCAAUUUGGACUUCUGAUAUAUAAUGCUAACAUUAAGCAACUAGUUGACGUCAGAGGCCAUGAGUACUUUUCAUAUUUAGGCCAGAAAACUCAAAUGGAAGCAGCAAAUAGGGCAAAAGUUGAUGUCGCUGAAGCAAAAAUGAAGGGUGACGUUGGAGCCAAACAGAGUGAAGGAUUUACAAUUCAAAGUGCUGCAAAGAUUGAUGUUGAGACGAAGGUAGUAACCGCCCAAAGACAAGGUCAAGGUAAAAUGGAGGAGAUUAAGGUGGGAUCAGAAGUUAAGAUUUUUGAGAUUCAGCAAGAAGCUGAAGUGUCUGAAGCGAAUGCAAAACUCGCAACUAAGAAGGCAGCAUGGUCACAGCAGGCGAAGAUGGCAGAGGUGGAAUCUGAUAAAGCUGUGGCAAUACGGGAGGCUGAGUUGCAGCAAGAAGUCGAGGGAAGGAAUGCCUUGACAAAGACUGAGAACUUCAAGGCUCAAUUCCUCAGCAGAGCUAAUGUGGAAUAUCAUAUUAAGGUGCAAGAGGCAAAUGGGGAGUAUUACCAAAAGCAAAAAGCAGCUGAUGCAAUACUAUAUGAGAGAGAAAAAUUAGCACAGGCUCGAAGGGUUGAAUCAGACGCUGAAACAUAUGCGAAAAAACAAGCUGCAGAUGUUGCACUUUAUACCAAGACAAAAGAGGCUGAAGGACUUCUGGCUCUUGCAGAAGCAGAAGGGAUUUACAUACGCACACUGUUGUCAGCACUGGGAGGAAAUUACAUCGCGUUGAGGGAUUACUUGAUGAUUAACGAAGGAAUAUACAAGGAUAUCGCUAAGUUCAACGCGGAUGCUAUCAGAGGACUGCAACCAAAGAUCAAUAUUUGGUCAAAUGGUGUAAGUGAAGAGGAGAUGAGUGAUGGAACGAUUGCACGAAAAGGAAAUGGAGCUAUGAAGGAGAUGUCCGAACUUUAUCAGGUAAUCCCUCACUUGUUACAGACUGUGAAUGAGCAAACUAGGAUGCUGCCUCCACCAUGGCUGAGUACUUGCAGCACUAACAAGGCCACACCAAGUGAAUCAGCUUAAUGGUUUCUCACAUAACCUUGAUACCUAUCUUGCAAGCAAAUAUUGUUGGUUCAUUGGGAAGUGAGGGAAUUAAUUUUA
This is a messenger RNA of Solanum verrucosum, 1711 nucleotides long. Its product is annotated as flotillin-like protein 6. The transcript is spliced from 3 exons. Gene Ontology annotation, biological process: protein localization to plasma membrane. Lineage: Eukaryota; Viridiplantae; Streptophyta; Magnoliopsida; Solanales; Solanaceae. Gene Ontology annotation, cellular component: plasma membrane; plasma membrane raft. The coding region runs from base 161 to 1633 and encodes 490 amino acids. The record is from RefSeq and is a predicted model, not a curated record.